Ziziphus jujuba (common jujube) is the source of this 5480-nucleotide messenger RNA. RefSeq lists its product as uncharacterized. The transcript has 4 exons. Lineage: Eukaryota; Viridiplantae; Streptophyta; Magnoliopsida; Rosales; Rhamnaceae. The coding region runs from base 758 to 5095 and encodes 1445 amino acids. The record is from RefSeq and is a predicted model, not a curated record.
UAAUAUCGUCUGGUUUUUCUGCUCUGCUCUGCUCUAUCUGCGAUUUCUUUGAUUUUGGGUUUCUUCUGCUCAAACAUCAUCUGCUUCGUCUUUCUUUCUUUUUUCCUUUUCUUUAUUUUUAUUGCAAAUCUUUUGCUGGGUUUUAUGUUAAACUUCUUCACCAAAUGUUUUUGAAAUCUCCCUCAUGAUUUUAUGAUCUCGAUGGUUUCCCAUCUCUUUUUUGAAUUUCUGGGUAACCUUCAAAUUUCUUUUUUGACCACUACUUGGUAAAAGUUUUGUUAUUUCUUCUACCAAAAAAAAAAAAAAAGGAAAAAAGAAUCAAUCAGGUCAUGGUGGUCGAUCUUAACUGUUCACUUUCACAACCUAAGAUUUGGGCUUUCUCAGUCUCUUUCAAAACCUUUCAGUCUUUUCUUCUUCAUCAUCGUGGAUCAAUCUCUUUGAUUAUCAAGUUUUGAUUUUUUGAAUCCUAGUCCUCCUAUAGACUCUCGCCUGGCUGAUGGAUGAAGAAGACUCCAGUGGGGCUGUUUGAUCUUUUUACGGCUUCUAAUUUCUGAUUUGUUGGUGUCGUUGUGGUGGGGUUUGAAGUAAAAGAUUGAGAGACAGAGAAAAAGGGAGGGGCUGGCCUGUUGUUAUAUAUGCUGAAGUCUAAGUUAAAGAUAAGGCCCAGAGGGAGAUAUAGUAGUAGUAGUGGUAGUAGUAGAGGAAGAGCUUGUGACUGUUUGGAAAACAGCACAAGAAGAGAGAAGCUUUUCAUCAGAUGUUAUCCGUUGAAAAACAUCCACCAGAUCCCCCAUGUCCUUGUGAUGAUAUUCCACAGCUGAAACACAGUAGUGAUGAGAGUGCUUCUGAUAAGCUUGCCUUGUCUGCGGUAGAUCUACCAAAGCCACCCCUUUUUGAUGAAAACCCACUUCCCAAAUUCUCCAUAAGAGAUUAUGUUUUUACUGCCCGGAGAAAGGAUAUCAAGACGAAUUGGCCUUUUUCGCUGAAAAAUCUGCAACUUUGUUUGAAUCAUGGCGUGAAGGAUCUAUUGCCACCAUUUCAGCCCCUUGAUGCAGUCAGGAAUAAUCAAUCAUUUCAAAGAUCAUGUACGGUUGAUAAUGAAAACAUAGUAAGCAAUACUAUUAUUGAUGGGGAGCCUUCUUCUUUGCCUGAUGAUCAUGAACAUGUGGUAUUAGACUCAUCUGAUGAGACUCAGCCAAAUGAGAAGCUAGCAGAUAUCUCAGCUAUUUCAUGUAGGUCUGAAGGAGAAAAUGAUUUUCCAUCCACAAUUACAAGUACUAGUAUUUCUCAAUCGGAGAUAGAAGAGUCAGUUCCUACCAACAGACCAGCUAGCUCACCAGUUGAAGCUGACGCUGCAGGUCCUCCUCUUCCCCCCAAGACCACCGAAAGCACCACCACCCGAACCUCCGGUAAGAAGUGCAGGUUGAUUGUGAAAUUCAGUGGCCAGUCGGAAAGAAGCUCCACUGAAGAUAUAGCUUCCAUUUGUACCAACAUAUCUGAACCAAUGGCUUCCAAGACUUGCCCUGUUUGUAAAACUUUCUCAUCCCCAUCUAAUACCACCUUGAAUGCUCAUAUAGAUCAGUGCCUGUCUGUGGAGUCAACUCCCAAGUGGACAGUGGACUCUAAACUAACCAGGCAUAGAAUUAAGCCUAGGAAGACAAGGUUGAUGGUGGAUAUCUAUUCUACAGCGCAACGUUGCACGUUGGAAGAUCUUGACAAAAGAAAUGGCUCAAGCUGGGCUUCCUCGGUUUCAAGCUUUCCUGCUCAUCAGGAUAUUGAGAAGUCUGAGAUGCCUGCAGCUGAAGAUAAAAAGCAAAGAGUGUUGGCUGUUCAUCAUGAUAAUGAUACUGUUGUUGAUGUUGGUCCAGUGUAUAUAGAUGCUAAUGGCACCAAACUUCGGAUUUUGUCCAAGUUCAAUGAUGAUGCCCCAUCAGUGUCAAAAGUACUAGAGCAUCUUCGACCGAGAAAGCCUUUGAAAGGAGGAAAAGGAGGCAAAUUCCUUUCAACCAAAAAGAAAAAGUGCCAUGCAUCUAAAUAUCACAAGUAUCUUAAACUUCCUUCUCAAAACAAAAAGUUACUCUCUUCCAAGGUUCUUUCUUCUCAGAUUUCUAGGAGUCAAGAAAGAUAUUCUGGAGCAAAAGAAUGUUUUGGAAGGGGGGGACGGCAUGUGCAGAAGCAGGUAAAUCCUUGUAAUUCUGGUACUUUAAGACAAUGGGUGUGCUCCAAACGAACUGGUGUUGCAAAGAAGCUCAAUAAUAAAGUUUGCCGCCAGCCUGUGGGAUGUAAAUGGCGAGUACCUCAGGACUUGCUGGUUGAGAAUGACCAGUCAUGUAAUUCUCUUAUGGAUCGGAGUUGCGAUCAAGUAGUUGAGAAUUUUUCUGGUAAACAAAUUUCGUCACCUGAGAACAGUGAGAAAAUGGAGAAUGAUGUAUUUUAUGAAGCCCAGGUCAGUGACUUGGGGAAGCAAUCUCCCAGGAGAAAGAGAGCAGGAAGCCCCUUGUCUGGAGCUAAUAUGAGAGGCAAUGUCAAAGGUUCACUUCCACAGAUGAAGCGGAAGUUGAGGAAAAACAACACUUCUAGUAAUGAUUAUCACAUGCUGGAACCUCCUAAAUCUGCUGAAACCUGUCCUACUUUCUUGGGCAAUGAGACAGUUGAUAUUUGUGCAGAUCCAAUUGAUAAAUCUAACUUUCCACCUGGGGUUAGUAUAAAACAGUCUAGAAGUUGUCGUUCUUCCAGGUCAAAAGCCAUGAAAUUUUCCUCUUUAAUGAAGAAUAGCUUAUCCGUCAGCAGCCGGGUAUCUGUGACUGAAUCUGAGUCUACCAUCACCAAUAAAAAUAUAAUGGCAGAUGUAGAUGAGGAGAUUGUGGUCCAAUCUUCUGAAGAAGAUCGACCUUAUGAUUUCAUGCACAAUUAUGCGGCAAAUCAGUCUGGAAGGGAAGAUGAAAGUACUGAAAGAUCUCUUUGCAGAAAUAAUGUAUUGGAAAUCAGACAAAAAAUAGGAGUAUUAAGCAUCUCUGGAAGAAAAGAAACCAUGGUCAUGGAGAGUUCACAGAUAGCUCCUGAAUGUUAUCAACAUGACAGAGGGGAAAAUAUAGAUUCAGCUGUUCUUGUAAACAAAGUUGAUGGUGCUGCACAUAAAGAGGUUCAACGCUCUAUAGAUGACAUUGUCACUCAAUCAUCUUCUGGAAUAGCUGUUGGAGAGACAGUUUCAAGCAUGAGUAAAGCUAUGGAUCCUGAGCAUAAAAAUCUGGUUGAUCGUUCCAAGACCCAAGCCAACUCUCUACAACAUAAGGGGCCUUUAUCUGAAGCUGAAGUACUGGCAGGUUUGCCUGAGCCUACUUUUGUUGGUAGAGAAGAUAAUUUUUGUGCUGAUGAAGUUGGAAAUGGCAUGCUUGUGCAAAAUGUUCAUAUUGGGGAAGAAUUGGAUUCUGAUGUUGCACAAGGAAGUUCUUUUCCUGAGGUUGAUCGGAUACCUAUUCCAGGACCUCCAGGAUCAUUCUUGCCGAGUCCUAGGGAUAUGGGUUCGGAAGAUUUUCAAGGGAACUCAUCAUUAACCACAAGCCGUGUUCAGUCUUCUCAAGAUCAGCACGAUUUCAUUGAUGGAGAUUCUUCAGAUUCACCUGUUUCUGCAACAUCAACCAUCUCUAAUUUCACAGCUACAAGAUAUGAACCUAAGUCUUCUGAACCAUUACCGUCUGUGGGACCUCAGUUGGUGCAAGAAAGAGUUAGGUCAAACUUAUCAGGUGGUAGCCUUGAUUCUUCAGUAGAAAAUGCAGCUUUAGCUCCUCACACAACCUCUGCAGCAGCAGAAAGACUUACUUUUGAUAGAGAGAAACUUAAAGUCAACAAGAAACCUCUAAGCUUCAAAAGUGAUGAUCAGCCUUGUUGUUGCCAAAGGAAGGAAAGAGCUUCUCAGGGUGUCACUUUAAGUUAUCAAGAUUCGCAACUAUUAAGGCGUCGUGCAAUGGCUUCAAUAAUGAUGCCUGCAAUGGAAAGGCAAUUGAGUCGCGAUAUGAACACAAGAUCCAAUAAUUCAGAAGUAAGGUCUGAAACUUCAAAAUCUCAUAAUGUUGUUCUCCCUGUCAUGAAGUGCCCUGGCAGCCCCAAUCCAUCAAGGGAUUCAGCUGAUGCUGGAUUGAAGUUCUCGGGUCGUAGUGAUUGUGAUUCUGUUAGUCCCUCUUCUUCUAAUUCUAUACUCAGGUUGAUGGGUAAGAAUUUGAUGGUGGUCAAUAGAGAUGAAGAUGAAUCCAUGCCACUUGGGCAGGCCCAACCUCAUUCCCAAAUUAACCAUCUAACUUCACAGCUUCCUCCAUAUUCUGGUGUCUCUCCCAGCAAUAUCCAAAAUCAGGUGUACCAUUCCUUCCUUCCUAACAUUGCUCAGGGUUCCGUAAUUUUAGGUCAGAAUCCACUUAUCUCAGAGGAGCGGUGCUUUGAUGCAAGAUUCCCUAUCAAUUUUAGAACUCAUGCUGGUCCGAAGACAGCCAGUAUGCUUUCUCAAGGACCAGGAUCUUUGUUUUCAAACCAGCAUAUGGAUGGUGGCUUCAUGGCACUUAUUGAGCCUCAUGAUUACAAAUCUGAUUACAACAUUGCAGCUCCCCAGAGUAAGUCUAAGAACAGACCAGCUGGAGCAUUUGCAAAUCAUAUGGAGAGAGUUAUAACCAUUCCUGACAGCCAACAGAAGAAUGCACCUUCUGCUGCCAACUCCAAUAAAGAAAUCAUUAUUAUUGAUGAUGUUCCUGAAAGUGAAGCUGAUAAUUCAACCAGUGAAGUUGUAAGGCACUCUGGUGGGUUGGUGGGGGAGAACUAUGUAGUUUCAUCAGGCACUUUGAUGCCCAAUUGUAACUCAUCAAUGCGUCCCAACACUUUAUCUUGUUGUCCGUCCCCCUAUGACCCUCCACUCCAGUCUGAGCCACCAGUAUUGUCACACAACACCAAUUUUCAUGCCGUACCCCCCAGGCGAGCAAAUGCGAGUCAUGCAAGAUGGAGUUGUACACCAGAAGGUUCUGUUGUGCUUCAACAAAGAUCUUUUGUUGCAGCGUCAUCUUCAAAAGCACAACUGAGGCCGGCAUUGUAUAAUUCUCCAGGCUUAUUGUAGUAACCGAUCUUCAUUUGGGAUUGGCUAUUUCCACCUGGUUAUCCUAUAUAUGUCAGGUUUUACCUCCAUUCAUUAAUCAUGCAUUCACUGGAUAUUGCUGGAAGCUUUGGGAUGAUAGUGAAAAUGAUGGUGGUGGUUGAUCAAAGAGAUAGGAGCCCGCACAAAACAAGAUUAGCAGUUGAGGUCAUGGAUAGAAUUGGUAUACAUAUUUACUUUAUUGAAUGUUGGUUCAAAAUUAUAAUAUGCAGUUUUUGAGGCUUCUGCUUGGGCAUGCUUUAAGCUACCCCUGAGAUCAGUAGACGAUGUAUAAGUACAAUCCAUGAAUAAUAGUUGACAACAAACCUUGGCUUAAAAUCAAUAGAGUCAAGUGUCCCUUUAUGGAAAA